This is a messenger RNA of Tyto alba (common barn owl), 1904 nucleotides long. RefSeq names its product 3-hydroxybutyrate dehydrogenase 2 (gene BDH2). Lineage: Eukaryota; Metazoa; Chordata; Aves; Strigiformes; Tytonidae. Gene Ontology annotation, molecular function: 3-hydroxybutyrate dehydrogenase activity. Gene Ontology annotation, biological process: siderophore biosynthetic process. The record is from RefSeq and is a predicted model, not a curated record. Gene Ontology annotation, cellular component: cytoplasm.
AGGCGCUGCCCAGGCGGGAGGGCCGCGCCCGAGCCCCCCGGCCUGAGGGGAGGCUGCCCCGCGGCCUCGGCGUCCCGCCGCCGCCCUGGGUGUUGCCGUGCCCCCCCCCCGCGCUUUCGGCUGGGCCCCUGCGAGCGCCGCUACAGACCUACGGAAAAGGGGAGGCGGGGGCGCGAAUGGUGGAGAAAGGAGAGAGCCGGGGCUGGCGAGCGCCGGCCUGGGGGGUAGAGACCCGUCGUAGGGGCAGAGUCCUAACCUAGGAAAGCUAACAGAACAUAGCUUCUUUUAGAGAAAGUGCUCUAGAAGAUAAAAUGCCACUCCACUGGAAAAGCGAAAAUACUAUUUCCGAAGUGAAUGGUACAAAAGUAUUCAAUUAUGGUCAUUGAAAGCAGAGAACAAAGUGACCCUGCAGUUGCAAGCUGUGAUGGAGCAGUGAUGGUAUCCCACUUGAACUUGGUAGAUUGAUCUGGAAGGCAGUCAAAGAGCUAGUCAAACAGGAUCUGAAGGUGUCCGACUGAAGGAAGGCUGCAGUAUAAACCAGAGCUUGUUCAUUCUGGGUCAAGUUAUCAAAACUUUGUGAUGACCCUUCUGGCCUCACAAAUUACAGAGAUAGCAAGUUGACUUGAAUUCUGCAGAAUUCCCUUGGAGGAAAUGCUAAGACAGUUAUUAUUGGCACAAUUACUCCUGUUUCUUUUGAUGAAAUGCUCAGUACUCUUCAGUGUGCCAAUACAGCCAAAAGAAUGAAGAAUACUCAGAAAGUCAAUGAAGUACUUGACGAUGAUGCCUUUCGGAAGAGAUAUCGCAAAGAAAUUCUGGAUUUGAAAAAGCAGUUGGAGGAAGCCAGCAGCAUGGGUCGGCUUGAUGGGGAGAUCAUCCUACGGUCUGCAGCAGCACAGGGGAUAGGACGAGCAGCUGCUAUAGCUUUUGCUAAAGAAGGAGCCAAAGUCAUUGCUACAGACAUCAAUGAGUCUAAGCUGCAGGAACUGGAGAAAUAGCCAGGUAUUCAAAUAUGCGUUCUGGAUGUCACCAAAAAGGAGCAGAUAGAAAAUCUGGCCAAGGAGAUUGAAAAGAUUGACGUUCUCUGUAACGUUGCAGGGUUUGUUCAUCACGGGACCAUUCUGGAGUGUGAGGAGCAAGACUGGGACUUCACUAUGAACCUUAGUGUUCGCAGCAUGGAUCUAAUGAUCAAGACAUUCCUUCCUAAGAUGCUUAAACAGAAAUCUGGAAAUAUUAUAAAUAUGUCUUCUGUGCCAUCCUGCAUUAAAGGAGUUGUGAGCAGGUGUGUAUAUAGUGCUUCAAAAUCAGCAGUUAUUGGUCUAACAAAGUCUGUCGCUGCUGAUUUCAUUGAACAAGGCAUCAGAUGGAACUGCAUAUGUCCUGGAACUGUUCACACACCAUCUUUAUAGGAAAGAAUCCAAGCCUGGCCUAACCCAGAACAAGCACUGAAAGACUUUCUAGCCAGACAGAAGACUGGUAGGAUGGCUACUGCUGAAGUGGCCCAUCUCUUUGUGUACUUGGCCUCUAAUGAAUCUGACUACAUGACUGGUAACGAACUAAUGAUUGAUGGAGGAUGGAGCUUGUGAUUGACCCUACCUGCAAAUGAAAAUUUACACCAUGAAAGGCAAAAUUAGGAUCGUGUUUCUCGGUUAAGAUAGCUUGCAAGGAUUUAGGUAACUCACAUGCUGUCUUUCAAAACAAAAUUGGUGCAUUUUUAAUGCUAUAUAAUCUCUUUCUAGAUUGAUCUUACUGAUUCACUCCCUAAAUAAUGAAAUACUAGUGUAAAACAUAAUUCACGUGGCUUCAAUUUAUGGUAACUUCAAAACCAUGAAAGAAUAGCAAUUCGGUGUUUAAGAUUUCACAGGGCCAGGUUGGACGGGGCUGGGAGCAACCUGGUCUGGUGGAAG